This is a messenger RNA of Henningerozyma blattae CBS 6284, 1509 nucleotides long. It is a transcript of the gene NAF1, whose product is annotated as RNA-binding snoRNP assembly protein. The coding region runs from base 1 to 1509 and encodes 502 amino acids. Gene Ontology annotation, biological process: ribosome biogenesis; box H/ACA snoRNP assembly; pseudouridine synthesis. Gene Ontology annotation, molecular function: RNA binding. The transcript has a single exon. NCBI's taxonomy places the organism in Eukaryota, Fungi, Ascomycota, Saccharomycetes, Saccharomycetales, Saccharomycetaceae. The record is from RefSeq and is a predicted model, not a curated record. Gene Ontology annotation, cellular component: sno(s)RNA-containing ribonucleoprotein complex.
AUGAGUGACGAUUUAUUUAGUAAAGCUUUAGCCAAUCCAGAAGCUACAGUUGAAGUGAACUUGCCAGAGGUUGCUCUAAAGGGGAACGAGAGUGCAAGUGAGAGUGAGAGUGAGAGUGAAGGGGAGAACAAGAGUGCAAGUGAGAGUGAGAGUGAAGGGGAGAACAAGAGUGCAAGUGAGAGUGAGAGUGAAGGGGAGAACAAGAGUGAGAGCAAGAACAAGAACAAGAGCAAUAGUGCUAGUGCUAGUGAUAGUGAUAGUAGUAGUGAUAGUUCUAGUGACAAUGAAGAAGAAGAAGAAGAAGGCUCAUCUGUUGAAGAAGGAGUAGUAGAUGAAGAAGAAGAAGGUAGCUCUGCUCCAAUUAGGUCGGCACAUGAAAUAGUGGAAGAAGUUGUUGAAAUACCCAAUGAUUAUAAGAUUGACAAAAAGACUAAUAUCCAAUACAUUGGUACAAUCCAUUCUAUAUUUGAAAAAAGUAUGAUCAUCCAUGCAAAUGGAUCUGGAGAACAACGAGUCUUGAAAGACGGAUCAAUAUUUUGUUUUGAAGAUCAUAGGGCUAUCGGACGAUUAAUGGAAGUAUUUGGACCGUUACAAUCACCAUAUUACAGAGUUGGUAUGAGUAGUGGGGUGGAAGAAGAAAGUAAGGAUCUUGUUGGUGAGAAGGCGUUUAUAGUGAUGCCUGAUUCACGCUGGGUGGAUACGUUUGAAUUGAAGAAAGUUAAAGGUAGUGAUGCAUCCAAUGGGUUUGAUGAAGAAGUUGCGCCUGAAGAACAAGAAUUCUCAGAUGAUGAAGAAGAGAGAAAGUUUAAAAGUAGCAAGAAAAAUAAGAAGAAUAAGAGAAAAAAUGAUGGUGAUGGUGGCAGUGGUGGUGGUAAGAUGAAGAUGAAUAAGGUGUAUAAUGCACAACCUAUGAAGAUACCGAAGGGUAUGAUGGAGACGAAUGUUAAUGCAAAUAUAGGCUAUCGCUCUCGUAACCACAGGGGGACCACUUCAGGGUCGAAUAUGCCAGUGUCUAUGCCAAUACCACAGGGUGUGCCACAGGGCAUGCCUCAAGGAUUACCACCACCAAUGCCUCAAAGUGUACCUCAUGGUGUACCACAGGGCAUACCAAAUAUGAAUAUGCCUAUACAAUAUGGGAACAUGCCUAUGCAGUAUGGUAAUAUGCCAUACAACAAUAUGCCUUAUCCAAACAUGCCUUAUCCAAACAUGCCAUAUGGAAAUAUGCCACCACCAAAUAUGCCUCAGAACAUGCCACUACCAAACAUACCUCAAAACAUGCCACCACCUAACAUGCCUCAAAAUAUGCCAUAUAUGAACAUGCCACAACAUAUGCCACCUCAAAACAUGCCAUAUAUGAAUAAUAAUACUCAAAGCAUCCCUCCACCUAUGCCUCCACCACCAAACUAUCAACAACCUAACAUGGAUCAAGUAUAUCAAUUGCAUAAUAUUCUAUUGAAACAAGCUCAAAAGAAACCUGACGUGAAGGAACAAGAUGAUGUUGAAUACUAA